CGACCCUCCAAAAUGCGUUACUACAGAUCAAAAUACCCAGAGGUAGACGACCUCGUCAUGGUACAAGUACGCUCCAUAGCAGAGAUGGGAGCAUACGUAAACCUACUCGAGUACGAUAACAUAGAGGGCAUGAUCCUACUUUCAGAACUGUCAAGGCGGAGGAUAAGGAGUAUACAGAAACUUAUCAGGGUGGGGAGGAACGAGGUCGUCGUCGUACUCCGUGUUGAUAAGGAGAAGGGCUACAUCGACCUCUCCAAACGGCGUGUCUCUGCAGAAGACGUGCUCAAAUGCGAAGAACGGUUCAACAAAUCCAAAACCGUACACAGCAUAAUGCGCAACGUAGGCGAAAAGCUCCAUGUCGACCUCGAGCUGCUGUACGAGCAGAUCGUAUGGCCUUUAGGGGACAAGUAUGGGCAUCCGUACGAUGCGUUCAAGUUGGCUGUCACGGAAGGAGACGCAGUCUUUGAAGGCAUCUCCGCUCCUCCCAGUACGAUCUCCGAAGUGCGCGCCAACAUCGGACGCCGGCUUACCCCCCAGCCCGUCAAGAUCCGUGCAGAUAUCGAAGUCACAUGUUUCGGGUACGACGGGAUCGACGCGAUCAAGUGUGCUCUCAAAGCCGGAGAGACACUUUCCACGCCCGAAAUACCUAUCAAGGUCAAGCUCGUCGCUCCCCCGCUCUAUGUACUGCUUACGAACAGCACGGACAAGCUGGGAGGGGUAGAGGCGCUCGAGAAGGCUAUAGACGUGAUUGGGAGUAGGAUCACAAAGGAAGGUGGGGAGAUCAAUAUUAAGAUGAAACCUAAGGCGGUGUCGGAGACGGAGGAUAUGGAGUUGGCGGCGCUGAUGGCUAAGGUUGGGCAGGAGAAUGCGGAGGUGUCGGGUGAUGAGGCGGAGGAGAGUGGGGAUGAGUAGGAGUAGGAGCGAUUGAUGUGUGUAGGAAU
Molecule: messenger RNA, 941 nt
Organism: Dacryopinax primogenitus
Lineage: Eukaryota; Fungi; Basidiomycota; Dacrymycetes; Dacrymycetales; Dacrymycetaceae
Exons: 3
Coding region: 13-912 (299 amino acids)
Cellular component (GO): eukaryotic translation initiation factor 2 complex; multi-eIF complex; eukaryotic translation initiation factor 2B complex
Molecular function (GO): translation initiation factor activity; ribosome binding; RNA binding
Source: RefSeq, a predicted model, not a curated record